GAAGUGAACUUUCCAUUAGAAGGGGCUUUAGUAAAUGCUGACAGUUCUAUAGCCAGUAAUUGCGGAUGUGAAAAAUAAGUGACCACGUUUUGUUUAUUCGCGUGCAGUAAAUAACCCUGUGAGAAUAGUAAAUAGAGCUCCACCCCAGCGAAGCAGCGUGAAGAGUUCAAACGCUGGAAGAUGACUCUGUAGACACACACAAACGCGGUGCGGUUCCGUGUACAAUAGAACAGAAAGGCCAAAAAUACCACACAAAACCCAAACGCUGCGCAGCGUAGGAGACCCGGCCUUGCAACACACUCAACUCCCAGUGAAGAACUCAAGACAUCAUGCAGGAUCCGUGCCCAGAUUCCGAGCGUUCCCAUCUCUCCUCAUUCACUAUGAAGUUGAAGGGCAAGUUUCAUUCACCAAAAAUAAAGAGAACUCCUUCCAAGAAGGGAAAGCAAGCUGACCUGACAGUGAAAACACCAGAGAAGUCAGCGAAUAAAAACGUAUCAUGGCUAGAGGAGAAGGAGAAGGAGGUCGUCAGUGCCCUGCGCUACUUUAAGACGAUUGUGGACAAAAUGGCAAUUGAUAAGAAAGUAUUAGAGAUGCUGCCAGGCUCAGCAAGUAAAGUGCUGGAAGCCAUCCUGCCCCUGGUGCAAACUGACCCACGCAUCCAGCAAAGUUCUGCCAUCUCAUCCUGCUACAGCCGUGUGUACCAGAGCCUGGCCAACCUCAUUCGCUGGUCUGAUCAAGUGAUGCUGGAAGGUGUGAAUUCUGAAGACAAAGAGAUGGUGACAACUGUUAAAGAUGUCAUAAAAGCUGUUCUGGAUGGAGUUAAGGAGCUGGUCAAACUCACGAUUGAAAAGCAGGAGCACCCCUCUCCCACAAGCCCUGUUAAACCCAGCUUACCAGCAUGUAAAUCUGAUAGCCCAUCAGAACUUCCCCUUACAGACCGAGAAAUGGAGAUCCUGAGCAAAACAACUAAUAUGACUCAAUCAAAUGAGCUACUGACGGACUCCAUGGACGAAGAGGUUGCACCUCCUAAACCCCCUCUGCCUUGCAUUCGUGUGGCAGAAAACAGUCCUCCUCCAGCCUUGCCCCCUAAAAAACGACAGUCGGCGCCUUCCCCAACCAGAGUGGCAGUUGUGGCCCCCAUGAGUCGAGCCACCAGUGGAUCCAGUUUGCCUGUUGGAAUCAACAGACAGGAUUUUGAUGUUGACUGCUAUGCCCAGAGAAGGUUGUCAGGUGGCAGCCACUCCUACGGGGGAGAAUCUCCUCGCCUCUCACCGUGCAGCAGCAUUGGCAAACUCAGCAAGUCCGAUGAGCAGCUCUCUUCUCUGGACCGUGACAGUGGUCAGUGCUCCCGCAACACAAGCUGUGAAACAUUAGAUCAAUCAGAUCACUAUGACCCAGACUAUGAAUUCUUGCAGCAGGACCUCUCGAAUGCUGAUCAGAUACCUCAACAGGUGCCAGGUAUCCUCAGCCCCUUGCCAGAGUCCCUGGGUGAGUCUGGCUCCCCUUUCCAUGGACAUGCUUUCCAGCUCCCACAGGGCAGCUCUUCUCCACUGGAAUUCUGCAGCCUCUCAGGAGCUGUGCAGCCAACAGAGACCCCUCCAGCUUUACCAGAAAAGAAGAGGAGAAGCGCAGCCUCUCAGACUUCAGACUCAGGCUGCAGGGUCUCAUAUGAGAGACAUCCUUCCCAAUAUGAUAACAUCUCAGAGGAUGAUAUGCAGAACGCAGGGUCUCUCUCAUCAGUACCCUGCACGCCAUUUGCUCCUAUUUUGCCCUUCCAACAAGGAAACUCUUCAACACCAGUUGAGUUCAUUGCUGAUUUUGCUGCUCCAGAUUCUAACAGUGACCCAGAGAAGCCACCACCCCUGCCGGAGAAGAAAAACAAACACAUGAUGGCAUACAUGCAGUUUGUAGAGGACUACUCAGAGCCACAGCCAUCCAUGUUCUACCAGACCCCACAGAACGAGCACAUCUACCAGCAGAAGAACAAGCACCUCAUGGAGGUCUAUGGCUUCAACGACUCCUUUAUCAGCUUAGACCCUUCUCAAGAUCUGGCACCCCCUCCUGCUCUCCCUCCGAAGCAGCGGCAGCUGCAGGCCUCCUAUGCUGCCUCUUCUUUCCCUUCUGUCUCCUACUGUGUCCAGCAAACUAAAGUGCCCUUCACCCCCGAGGACACCGGUGCCGCUCAGGGCCUCACUAUGUCAGUCUCUAACUCCUUUCUCAACCGGCACAGCUCCUUUCCUGUGCAUUCGUACAAGUCUGUGUUUAGGUCCUACUCGCAGGACUUUGUGCCUCACAACCAAGUCUCCGUACCUCCUUUCCUGUCUUCUACCUCCUCCUCCUGCUCCACCGCACCCUUUCCGCCCGUCCACCUGUCUCCGAGCUCUGACCUCGCAGUGCCAGCCACGGCCAGCCCGUCUCCCAGCACUGGGGAUGUGCCAAACUCCUCUUCGCAGGAGAGCAGCUUUAACGGGAGUGCUCCUGUCUGCCUUCCUUCUGAAACCUCUCUCACUGAUUCUCUGCAGACGCCUUCGGUGAGACUGUCCAAAGAGAGUGAAAACGCCAGUGAGGAGGCUGGUGAGGGUGAAUACGUCAAUCUGUAUUCCUCUGGCCAGAGCAACGGGGAACUCCCUCAUGCUGGAGGAGAAUCUCCCUCUGUCAAAGACGGCCAUUCCAAAGACUCCACUUCAAACAGCAGUGCCAUGGGGAAGGAAGGCAAAGAUGGUGCUGAGAGGCAGCAGCAGUCACCAGAUGCUUUGGAAUCGUCACAGCUGGAGGAAGAAGUGGAUGAGCUCUCCCUUAUCGACCACAGUGAAAUUAUGGCUAGGUUAACACUGAAGCAAGAGGGAGAUGAUGGGCCAGAUGUCCGCGGAGGAUCUGGAGAUAUUUUGUUGGUGCAUGCAACAGAGACCGACAGGAAAGAUCUGGUGCUGUACUGUGAAGCCUUCCUGACUACAUACAGGACAUUUAUUACCCCUGAAGAGCUCAUCAAGAAGCUGCAGUACAGAUAUGAGAAGUUUUGCCACUUCCCAGAUACGUUUAAGAAGCGAGUCAGUAAGAACACCUUCUUCGUGCUGGUGAGAGUGGUGGAUGAGCUGUGCUUAGUGGAGCUGACAGAGGAGAUUCUCAAGCUGCUGAUGGACCUGGUGUUCCGGCUGGUCUGCAACGGGGAGCUGAGCCUCGCCAGAGUGCUGCGCAAAAACAUCCUGGACAAAGUGGAUCAGAAGAAGAUGCUGAGAUAUGCCAACUCCAUCAAACCUCUUGCAGCCCGAGGGGUGGCAGCCAGGCCGGGGACCUUGCAUGAUUUCCACAGUCAUGAAAUAGCCGAGCAGCUGACCCUCCUGGAUGCUGAACUCUUCUAUAAAAUCGAGAUACCAGAAGUUUUGCUUUGGGCGAAAGAACAAAAUGAAGAGAAGAGCCCCAACCUGACGCAGUUCACAGAGCACUUUAAUAACAUGUCCUACUGGGUCCGUUCCAUAAUAAUGCUGCAAGAGAAAGCCCAGGACCGAGAGAGGCUGCUCCUUAAGUUUAUCAAGAUUAUGAAGCACUUACGAAAGCUGAAUAAUUUUAAUUCCUAUCUGGCCAUUCUUUCUGCACUGGAUUCUGCACCCAUCCGAAGGCUGGAGUGGCAGAAACAAACCUCAGAGGGCCUGGCUGAGUACUGCACUCUGAUCGACAGCUCCUCGUCCUUCCGCGCCUACCGGGCAGCCCUGGCUGAUGUGGAACCUCCCUGCAUCCCAUACCUAGGCCUAAUUCUGCAGGACCUGACCUUUGUUCAUCUGGGAAACCCAGACUACAUCGACAGCAAGGUGAACUUCUCCAAGCGCUGGCAGCAGUUUAACAUCCUGGACAGCAUGAGGUGCUUCCAACAGGUACAUUACGACAUCAGGAGGAACGACGACAUCGUGUCAUUCUUCAACGACUUCAGCGACCAUCUGGCAGAGGAGGCGCUGUGGGAACUGUCCCUCAAAAUCAAACCUCGCAACAUUACGAGGCGGAAAACAGACCGGGAGGAGAAAACUUAGGAAGAGGGUUUGUGCGAGCGAGGAGAAUUGCUCGGCAGGCGCACGGAGGGCAGCUAUGAGACUGGAGUUCAGUAUUUGUACCUGUUACGGGGUGACACGGCCUCUCUCCGGGCUGGCAGCGACUUCGGGGCUGUGAGCGUUGGCAGAGCGGUGGCCGCCGUGCGGACGGCAGCAGGCUGAGAGUGGGCAGCGCUCGCCUCCCUCCUCCUCCCAUCCCUCUGUGCCAUCGAGCAGCUUUUCCACCAGGGAGAGAGCUUUGUGGAAGGAGGGUGCCAGGCAAUGUGUUACUGAUGGUGUUUGGAAACACGUGGGCUUUUGUCUUCAUCCCGGACGGAGGGUGAGCAGAGCUCGGCGCCCGCGGGCUCAUCUCAUGGUGUUCAGCAGGCAGCAGCUGAGGCUUUUCCCAGGAAGAUGGGGGUGAAGGAGCCCCGCUGCCUGCCGGAGGGCUGGGCUUGUUUACAGGGGGCUUCGCUUUGCCCCACAUCUCUCUCGCCUUCUCAGUGAGGUGAAGGCACCGCUAAUGGAUACAGAAGAGGCACUGAAUGGUGGGCAGGGAGCCGCCGUCUCCAGCCAUCGUCCCCCCUCCUCCUCUCAGAUCUCACUAUUUAAGCCACAGUGAUCCCUCUGACCCUUGGAAAUGUUGAUACCGUGGUACCGCGCUCACCUGCCCUGUGGGCCCGUAUCUUGUAGUGAUGGUACUAGCUUUUGCACAGUAAAUUCUGUAGUAUAUGACUGUAAAUAUUAGUAUUUAGAAUCCAUUGGAGAUUUUUCUUUUUGAUGCAUGUCUGAAUACCGAUGGGUUUAUAGGAAAAAAAAAAAAGUGCAAAACAUGAUGUGUAUAAAACUCACAAGCAGUGACAGCAUCGUUCCGAGUGCUGGAAGGAAAGAGGCUGAGGGCUGCCCCAGGGCACUGGAGGAGCCAGCAGCCCCUCCCUGGGGCUGGAAGGAGCCCCGUGCUCCCGGCCCCCUCCAUUCCUCUCCUUGUUGCCAAAUGGUUCUCAUCCCAGUGACCCACGGUGCUGUGCUCAGAAGCCCCUUUCUGCCCCAUCCCCAGCACUGCCCGCACCCCUCGCUCCCCUCCUAUUCCGUGUGCCUUACUCUGCCCUUCCAUCCCCACUUUGUGUCCCUGUCCCCUCUCCCAGGCUGUUUCCCCCCCUCCCUUCCUUUCUGGCCCCAUUCAGUUGUUUACAGCGUGGGUCGUGGUUCUGAGCACAUGCUGUAGGUUUUACCCCCUCGCAAGGCCUUCUGCAGAGCCGUGUCCCACAGUGGCAGGUUUUUCAGAGCUCCAGCACAUCCCUGCAGCUCAGGGCAGUGGCUCACACGGGAUGUUUUGCAGAGCAUCCUCGCUUUACUUCUCCAUCGCAGGUCAAUGUUUGCCAAGCUCCUGUUUGUUCUGGGUGGAUCAGAGUGACGAGCAUUUCCUUCUGCAGAUUGCAAAGCCUUGCCUGGCCAUGCCUGCAGCGCGGUGCUUUGCUCCGCUCAUGAGGUUGCACCCAAAAUCAUCAUUUUCCUACUGGCACCGGGGCUGCAAGUGCAGGACAGCCUGGUGUGUGAGGUGAGCUGUGCUCUGUGCUGCACAGCCCGCAGCAGCAGGAGGAGCGGAGCCCUGGCUGUGCUGUGGCACUGAGUCAGAACAUUUCAAAACCUUUUAUUUUUUUAUGGCACUGUUAAGAGCCCUGGGGCUGCGCACUAUGCCCGGCCAAAGCUUUGCAAUCCCCAAAGCAGGAAGUGAUUUUUAUUUUCCUUUGUAAAUAAGAUUUAAAGAAAGCAACACAAUGAGAUGGAAAUGGCAAACGCAGCCCCUCCACCUGGUGCAGAGCUGUGCUGCCCCAUCGCUGCUGUGUGCUGCAGGAGUGACAGCGCAGGGGCAGCACUACGAUGGCCCCAGCACUCCAGGUCCCCACGUUCUGGGGAUGAAGGGAGCAGCAGUGCUUUGCCCAGGGCUCCAUGCAGAGGGAUGGGGUUGGGGGCACCCGGCUCUCAGCUCACCUCUCCCCUGGGGUUCUGUUCUCCCAGGGGCAGGCAGAGGGAAGCGAUGUGCUUUGCUAUCAGCACUGGGCUGCUCCCCAGCCUCCCCGCAGCCCAGCUGUUUGGCUGUAUGAUAUAUUAUAUACCACUAACCCAGUCCCAACGGUGGCAUCUUCCUGCAAACAUUUCAAACCUGUAACUUUUAUAUUAAAGACAAAUAAAUACCAGUAACAAACCUGCCUAACGAUCCUGUUUACAGUGCAUGCAGCAGUCUGUGGAUUAAAGUGACAAUCGAAUCCGCUCCUCAA
Lagopus leucura (white-tailed ptarmigan) is the source of this 6298-nucleotide messenger RNA. It is a transcript of the gene RAPGEF1, whose product is annotated as Rap guanine nucleotide exchange factor 1. Bases 330 to 4022 code for a protein of 1230 amino acids. Gene Ontology annotation, biological process: Ras protein signal transduction; positive regulation of GTPase activity. The record is from RefSeq and is a predicted model, not a curated record. The transcript is spliced from 26 exons. NCBI's taxonomy places the organism in Eukaryota, Metazoa, Chordata, Aves, Galliformes, Phasianidae. Gene Ontology annotation, cellular component: plasma membrane. Gene Ontology annotation, molecular function: guanyl-nucleotide exchange factor activity.